CUGAGACGCCCGGGGUGCGCACCGGCUCCUGCGAGAAGAGAGAGAGUUUUUUUUAAAAGUAUACAUUUUUACGUUAAACAGUUAUUCCUGUCAUAAAUUAGGUGUUUAAAAGCAUUAAUGUGUGCGAGUAUGAGGCAGGUGUUGGUGUUGGUGCUGUGCGCGGUGCUGUGUGAGUCCAAGUCGGUGAGGAAUAAACGGGGGCAGCACGAGCUGGAGAUCCCGACGGACCAGCUGGCAUACAAGCGCCAAGCUGGCUGUACGGCGAAUGGGCGUUUAUACCAAGUCAACGACCAAUGGGAACGACCCUACAUAGGCAGCACGCUACUGUGCACAUGCAGAGAAUCGGGCAACAUCCAGUGUGAAUCCAAACCUGCAGGUGAAGAGACGUGCUUCGAUAAAGUCAAUGCCCGGUCGUACCGCAUAGGCGAGACGUACGAACGGCCAAAGAACGGGAUGAUCUGGGACUGCACCUGCAUCGGCUCGGGUCGAGGCAGAAUCAGCUGCACCAUCGCAAAUCGCUGCCAUGAAGGAGGCCGCUCUUACCGAAUCGGUGAAACCUGGACUCGACCCCACGACACAGGCGACUACAUACUCGAGUGUGUGUGUCUCGGAAACGGAAAGGGCGAGUGGACCUGCAAACCCACCGCUGAGCGCUGCUACGACACAUCACUGGGCACAUCGUAUGUGGUGGGGCAGACGUGGGAGAAACCCUAUCAGGGCUGGAUGAUCGUCGACUGCACGUGUCUGGGUGAAGGCAGCGGACGCAUCACCUGCACCUCCAGGAACCGCUGUAACGACCAGGACAAGAAGAAGUCGUACCGUAUCGGCGAGACGUGGACCAAAGCGGACUCAAAAGGCCGCACGCAGCAGUGCGUGUGUACAGGAAACGGGCGCGGUGAAUGGAAGUGCGAGAGUCAGUUGUCUGUGCAGACCGCCCUUGGUGAGUGCGAUACAGGUUCAGGCUCAGGAUCUUCUCAGGUCAGACCCACCACUGAGCAGGUGUCCAUUCAGAUCGAGGCUCCUGAGGCUGGCGCGUGUCAAACCCAAUCUGGCAUCAUCUACUACAACGGCAUGCACUGGGUCCAAACACAGGGCAGCCAGCAGAUGGUUUGUACCUGCAUUAACGGAGGCAUCAGCUGCGAAGAAUGGGCCGGGCAGGCUCAUGUGUACGGCGGAAACUCCAACGGGCAGCCGUGUGUGUUCCCUUUCGUGUUUGAUAGAAAAACAUACUACUCUUGCAUCUCUGAAGGCCGAACUGAUGGGCAGCUGUGGUGCAGCACCACCUCCAACUACGACGCAGAUCAGCAGUACUCUUUUUGUACUCAGAGGAACUUGAUAGUGAUAACUCGGGGUGGAAACUCUAAUGGCGCGCUAUGCCAGUUUCCCUUCCUGUACAACGGCCGUAAUUACACAGACUGCACAGGCGACGGCCGACGCGAUGGGAUGAAGUGGUGUGGCACUACAGCAAGCUACGAUGAUGACCGACGCUACGGAUUCUGUCCCAUGGCAGCUCAUGAGGAAAUCUGCACAGUAAAUGAUGUGAUGUACCGUGUGGGGGAUGAGUGGGACAAGCGGCAUGACACCUUGGGUCACUUGAUGCGCUGCAGGUGUCUUGGUAACGGCCGGGGCGAGUGGAGUUGCAUCGCCCACUCACAGCUUCUAGAUCAGUGUAUUGUAGACGGACUCACGUAUGAAGUGGGCCAGAAAUUUGACAAACGCCACAACGAGGGCUACCUGAUGAACUGUACAUGCUUCGGACAGGGCCGCGGGCGCUGGAAAUGCGACGCUAUCGAUCAGUGCCAAGAAGCCGAGACGAAAGUGUUUUAUCAGAUCGGUGAAACUUGGGAUAAAGUGAGCCAUGGCGUCCAAUAUCGGUGUACCUGUUAUGGAAACGCUAUCGGAGAACACGCCUGCGAGCCUCUUCAGUCCAGGGUUCCAGUACGCGUGACCAUCACAGAGGCAGGAAACCAGCCCAACUCACACCCCAUCCAGUGGAACCCACCAGCGUCAGUCCGCAUUACUCAGUACAUCCUCAAGUGGAGAGUGAAAAACACACGGACUCCGUGGCAGGAGGUCAUUAUUCCUGGUCACAUCAACUCCUACACCCUCUCAGGCCUUAAACCGGGGCUUACCUACGAGGGUCAGCUGAUUAGCAUCCUGAACUACGGUCAGAAAGAGGUGACCAGAUUCGACUUUACCACGUCCUCCGGCUCGCUGGUUCCUACGGAAGGCGUGACCACUCAGCCCGUUCGAGUGGUGGACACGUCUGAAUCCAUCACCGAGAUCACAUCCAACAGUUUCGUCGUUUCCUGGACGUCGGCGUCUGACACCAUCUCCGGAUUCAGAGUGCAGUACGAACUCUCUGAGGCAGGAGCCAAGCCCGAAGUGAUCGACCUCCCGCGCACGGCCACAUCAGUGAACAUUGAUGACCUCCUGCCAGGCCGAACGUACCAGGUUCAGGUUUAUGAAGUCGAGCCAGAAGGAGAACAAAACCUCAUCCUGACCACCACUCAGACCACCGCUCCUGAUACUCCGACCGAUCACAGAGUUACGGAUGUUGGCGAAAGGUCCAUCGUGAUCUCCUGGACCAAACCAGAGGCACCGAUCACUGGUUACCGUGUGGUGUACACCCCAUCCAUUGAAGGCAGCAGCACUGAGCUCACCCUGCCUGAGACGGUGACCUCUUGGACCCUGGUUGACCUCCGGCCCGGACAGUCAUAUAAUGUGAGCAUUUUCGCCGUGAAGGGAAACCUGGAGAGUAAACCGGUGGUGCUGCAAGUCUACACCGCCGGAGAGUCGCAUCCCGAGCAUGUCCAGGCACCGACCGAGCUGCAGUUCUAUGAGGUCACUGAUGUGAAGAUCACGAUCACAUGGACCGGACCACCCAGCGAGGUGUCAGGCUACCGCGUGACCUAUGAACCCGUGAGUUCGGACGACCGCACGACACAGAAGCCACUCCAGCUCCCCACCACGCCCAACGCCUAUGCUGAGAUCACACACCUGCAGCCCGGCACCUUGUACCGCUUCUACAUCCACACUGUCUUCGGUACAACUGAGAGCGAGCCGCUGGUGGGCGAGAAGUCAACUCUUCCUGACGCUCCUACAGACCUGCGCUUCCCAGAAGUUACAGAAGACACUGUUCUAGUGGUGUGGUCCGCUCCACAGGCCCAAAUCACCGGUUAUCGCAUCUUCGUAACCGCAGAGGACUCCACUCCUGAGAAGCAGCUACGGGUCCGGCCCGAGGAGACCCAGUUCACCAUCGAGAAUCUGCGGCCGGACACGGUGUACACCAUCACGGUGCACUCGGAGCAGGGCAACACGCUGAGCGAGGGCAACUCUGCAACAGUCACCACCUCUGUGCCAUUCGGUAACGCCCCCCGUGUCACCACGGACAUCACAGACACAUCCAUCAUCAUCUCCUGGACCCCUGUUCCUCGCUUCAGCUACAGGUUGUCAGUGAAGCCCAGUCAGGGCGGUGAGGCUCCCAGGGUCGUGACCUCUGGCUCAGGAAGUAUCUACAUCUCAGGCCUGACCCCCGGAGUGGAGUACACAUACAGCCUGCAGCCCAUCUUCAACGGCAAGAAGCAGGGCAGCCCCAUCACGCGCAACGUCGUUACACCGUUGUCUCCACCGAGUCAGCUGAACCUGGUGUCCAACCCCGACACGGGCAACCUCAACGUGCGCUGGCGUGACAGCACCACUCCCGACAUCACGGGUUACCGGGUGACGUGCACGCCUACCUCUGGGCAGCGUGGGGAUUCUCUGGAGGAGCUUGUGCGAGGCGGGGAGACUUCAUGCACGCUGGAGAACCUGAUCCCUGGUGUUGAGUACAACGUCAGUGUUUACACUGUUAAAAACGACCUGGAGAGCGAACCCGUCUCCUCCGUGAUCACACAAGACGUGCCGAAGGUGAAAGACCUCGGCUAUGUCAACGUCACCGACAGCACCAUCGGGAUUCAGUGGACACUUGUAAACCACUCCGCUGUUACGGGGUACCACAUUACGGUGCUGGCCGCCGGGGAGAGUUUGCCCAUCCUGGAGGAUUCGCUGAGUCCGUCCACCAAUUUUUAUACAGUUCGGGGGCUGGAGCCCGGUGUCGACUACCACAUCAGCGUUGUUGCGAGAACGGAGGAGAGCGAGAGCGAGCCAACAACGAUCACACAGCAGACACAAGCUGCCAUUCCGGCUCCAAGCAAUCUGAAUUUCGGCGAGGUCGGUCCAGACUCGAUGCGCCUCUCAUGGUCCAGCCCCUCAGUCCGUCCGUCAGAAAUCAGCCGGUUUGUGAUUCGCUAUCACCCAAGCAACAAUGAUGACAACAUACAGGAAGUAAAUGUGGGUGGAGCCACCAGCACCUACCUCCUCCAAAACCUGCUUCCCGUCACUGAGUAUGUGGUGAGCGUGUCAUGUGUGUAUGGUGAGCGAGAGAGCAGCCCGGUCACAGGCAGACAGACCACCACUCUUGACUCUCCCACUGGUCUCGUCUUCUCUGAUGUGUUCACCCACUCGUUCACGGCACGCUGGCAGGCCCCACGUGCUCAGAUCACAGGAUACCGGCUGGUGUACCAGGAGCCCACGGCUGGGCUCCAUCAGGAGGAGCGUCUGCCACCGAGCCGCACGCGUUACUCCCUGAACAACCUGCAGCCCAACACACUGUACACAGUGUACAUCUACGCCGUCAAUGGCCGCCAGCAGAGCAAACCUCUCACCGGCACACAGACUACCAUCUCAGAUGCUCCCACUGACUUGGAGGUGACGACAGCUACCCCAAACAGCAUUACCAUCUCCUGGGAUGCUCCUGCUAUUCCAGUUCGCUACUACAGGAUCAACCACAGACAGACUGGACAGCGCGGCUCUGACCAGGAGUUCACUGUGCCAGGUACAGAGUCAUCAGCCACUAUCAGCGGCCUGCAGCCAGACACUGAUUACACCAUCACCAUUUACACAGUGACCAGCAGAGGAGACAGUCCAGCGUCUGGAACACCAACCACCAUCACCCACCGCACCAGCAGCAAAGACCUCCCAGAUCCCUUCAAUAAAGGGACUGAGAUCCAGGACCAGGCCAUCUUGGUACGCUGGAGUCCUGCCAGAGGCCCAAUCAAAGGCUACAAAGUCACUGGGAACCCCAAAAACGGAGUGGGACCCACUUUCUCCAAGCAGGUGGGACCUGAUCAGACAGAAUUGAGAAUAACAGGCCUGGUGCCAACAGUGGAGUACGAAAUCAGCGUCUAUGCCAUCGGCCGUGAUGGAGAGAACGUACCAGUGUUAGAGAGAGCAACUGCACACAAGACACCGGACAGCCCCAAAGAUCUGACGUUCUCUGAUGUGGACAGCUCCUCAGUGCGCGUGACCUGGCAACCCCCACCUGGUCGUGUCACCUCGUACCGUGUCUUCUACUCAAGUCCAGAGACCGGAGAACGCGAGUGGACACCAGCUCCAAGCAGUAACGAUAAUGACGUGCUUCUCCAAAACCUGAAACCUGGAACCGAAUACAGCGUCAAAGUGAUCGCCAGGACCAACCUAGGCUCCGUCACAGAGUUGCAGGGAACACACACCACCACUGCAGCUGUCCCUGCCCCCACCAACAUCCAGUUCGGAGACGUGGGCCCCUCGUCCUUCGUGGUGCUCUGGAGGGCACCGGGCAUCAAGCUGAACGGAUACAAUGUCCGUGUGACACCAAAAAACAUCAUCGCACCGGCAAAAGAGCUGACCGUAGCUCCUGAUGCCAUGCAGGUCACCGUCACUGGACUUCUGGUGUCCACAGUGUACAGGGUGCAGGUGUAUGCGCUGCAGGGCUCAGCCAGGAGCCUACCGCUCAUCGGAGAGGUCACUACAACUGAAGACAUCAGCCCUCCCCGGCGCCCUCGCAUCAACGAAGUGAAAGACACGAGCAUUACACUUAGCUGGCGUGCCAAGGUCGAGCCAAUAACAGGCUUCCUGAUUGAGGCCAAGCCCGUCUCAGGAAACUAUCCAACCAUCAGGAAGGAGGUUCCAGCUGAACACCGCAGUGCUGUCAUUACAGGUCUUCAGCCUGGCACUACUUACGUCAUCCACAUCUACACAGUGAAUGGAGACAAACGCAGUGCACCUUUCACCAUCUCCGCCAGCACAAUUGGUUCGGCCCUCCAACCCCCUACUGACCUCCAGUUCCUGGCUCUAAAUCCAAACUCCAUCAGCUUCAGCUGGCAGCCGCCCACCAACCACAUCACAGGAUAUUACAUCACCUACGAGGAAGAAGGAGGCAACCCACGUGAGCUCACGCCACGCCCACACGCUGGCAUCAACUACGCUACCAUCACAGGUCUGAAACCAGCCACUGUGUACAUCAUUAAGAUCGUUGCUCUGCAGAACACACUGAGAAGUCCACCACUGGUGGGCAAGGCCACAACACAGGAAACGCUGGUGUUUCCGCUGCCUGUACCUUUGCACCCUAACCACCUUGGUCCCCUGGAUGUGCCCGAGACGGACAUCGUGGUGAACGUGGUGGGUCCGACAGUGCAGCCGGGACCAGGUGAGAACGGCCAGGGCAUACAGUACACCGAAGACGGCAACAAGCCCACUCUGCCUCACCGACUGAACCCCGGGACGGGCCAUACUUUCAUUUACGUGUCCGGCCCGGGGCCGGACGGCUUGCGAGUGCCCAAGGUGGUGCAGCUGAGCGACAGAAACGCUCACGGUUUCUUUUUUCCAGAAAAUAAGACGGGGACGCCUCAGGAGGCUCAGACUCAGACGUCCAUCAGCUGGCAACCCUUCAAGCAGAGCACAGGCUACAUUGUGACUUGCCAGCCAGUCACACAACGCAAUGAGAAGCUGUUCCAAUUGCAAAUUCCUGCCACCUCCACCAAGGCCACACUGUUCGGCCUCACGUCCGGUGCCUCAUACCGCGUCCUUGUUGAGGCACUGAAGGACGCACUCAAGUACAAAAUCCUUGAUGAGAUCAUCACCAUCGGUAACACAGAUCCAGCAGCAGUUCCAGCCAGCGAUGAUUCAUGCUACGACAGUUCAACCGCUACUUAUUACAACAUAGGGGAUGAGUGGGAGCGCACGUCUGAGACCGGCUUCAAGCUGUGGUGCAGGUGCCUGGGCCUGGGCAGCGGUCAUUUCCGAUGUGACUCCUCCAAGUGGUGCCAUGACAACGGCAACAACUACCGCAUUGGCGAGCAGUGGGAGAGACAAGCGGAAAACGGUCACAAGUUGAGUUGUACCUGCCUCGGCAACGGCAAGGGAGAGUUCAGGUGUGAGCCACACGAGUCGACGUGUUAUGAUGAAGGAAAGACGUACCAGGUGGGAAGCCAGUGGCAGAAGGAGUAUCUCGGUGCAAUCUGUACCUGCACCUGUUACGGAGGACAGCAGGGUUGGCGUUGUGAAAACUGCAAAAAGCCCGGAACUGAGAUCAGCACUCAGCAGGUACGCUACGGAGACGGCAUCGCCAAAGUGAAUAUCCACUGUCCAGUCGAGUGUCUCCGGCCGGAUAUUCUGGCCGACGCUGUGUCCAAUCCCAACCGGAGAGAGUGAAGGGAUUCGUGACUUUCACCUUCUCCCCAAAACCCCCUCCUGUUAACAUGGCUCUGAUCUGAGACCUCACAUCUGUGAGACUGUACUAAACCGCACAGUGCCUUACAGAUUUCCUACUGGUUACUACAAUCACCGCUGCUGCUUCCCAGCCAAUCAGCAAAGCCGACAUGAUGCCAUAGUGAUGCUAUAGCGAUUUUCACUGCUUUUAGUUGGUUGUGCUGUUCUUCAGGCGUUUUAUUGGCUUUUAUCCGUUCGUUUUUGUUUUUUAAAUAAAGAGGAUAAAACAUUUAGCUUGAAAACACAGAACAUUGCCAAACAAGUAAAUAAAUCUACCAACAUUAUUAAAAAAAACUUAACCAUGAAUCUAUUUUUAUAAUGCAGAAAAUAACAAAAAUCAAGCACUGAUUUGUGAGAAUGUUACAUGAGCUUUUAGCACACUGAGCUUUUUUAAUUCAUCCGUAUUUUUCCCGAUGGCGCGAGUUCGCUCAGAGCCAGCACUGUUUUUUAGAUUGACACAUGAUUUUGCUGAUCUGUCCUGAUUUGUCGAAUUCUUUGUGAUUUAUUUAUCUAUUUGGCCCCACAAGUGUUUUCAUUAAAUGCAGUUAAGAACGAAAUUGUACUGUUGGUGCCAAAAUCGUCACUACUGUCAAUUCCUGUUUUUAAUAAAGUUUUACAAAGAA
Messenger RNA from Neoarius graeffei (lesser salmon catfish), 8192 nucleotides. RefSeq names its product fibronectin 1b (gene fn1b). Gene Ontology annotation, cellular component: extracellular region. The transcript is spliced from 46 exons. The record is from RefSeq and is a predicted model, not a curated record. Gene Ontology annotation, biological process: cell-substrate junction assembly; nervous system development; heart development. The coding region runs from base 118 to 7512 and encodes 2464 amino acids. Gene Ontology annotation, molecular function: proteoglycan binding; integrin binding. NCBI's taxonomy places the organism in Eukaryota, Metazoa, Chordata, Actinopteri, Siluriformes, Ariidae.